Propithecus coquereli (Coquerel's sifaka) is the source of this 2982-nucleotide messenger RNA. RefSeq names its product glutamate receptor, ionotropic, kainate 5 (gene GRIK5). The record is from RefSeq and is a predicted model, not a curated record. Gene Ontology annotation, molecular function: transmitter-gated monoatomic ion channel activity involved in regulation of postsynaptic membrane potential; kainate selective glutamate receptor activity. Gene Ontology annotation, biological process: monoatomic ion transport; modulation of chemical synaptic transmission; synaptic transmission, glutamatergic. The coding region runs from base 40 to 2982 and encodes 980 amino acids. Lineage: Eukaryota; Metazoa; Chordata; Mammalia; Primates; Indriidae. The transcript is spliced from 19 exons. Gene Ontology annotation, cellular component: postsynaptic membrane; presynaptic membrane; kainate selective glutamate receptor complex.
GGGCCGCGGCAGCUGCGUCCCCAUGAGGAGGGGAGGAAGAUGCCGGCUGAGCUGCUGCUGCUGCUGAUUGUUGCCUUCGCCAGCCCCAGCUGCCAGGUGCUCUCAUCACUGCGCAUGGCUGCAAUCCUGGAUGACCAGACAGUGUGUGGCCGCGGUGAGCGUCUGGCCUUGGCCCUAGCCCGGGAGCAGAUCAACGGGAUCAUCGAGGUCCCAGCCAAGGCCCGCGUGGAAGUAGACAUCUUUGAGCUGCAGCGGGACAGCCAGUACGAGACCACGGACACCAUGUGUCAGAUCCUGCCCAAGGGGGUCGUGUCUGUCCUGGGGCCCUCCUCCAGCCCAGCAUCUGCCUCCACCGUGAGCCAUAUCUGUGGGGAGAAGGAGAUCCCCCACAUCAAGGUGGGUCCCGAGGAGACGCCCCGCCUUCAGUACCUUCGCUUCGCGUCUGUCAGCUUGUACCCCAGUAACGAGGACGUCAGCCUGGCGGUCUCCCGAAUCCUCAAGUCCUUCAACUACCCCUCGGCUAGCCUCAUCUGCGCCAAGGCUGAGUGCCUACUGCGAUUGGAGGAACUGGUGCGUGGCUUCCUCAUCUCCAAGGAGACGCUGUCGGUGAGGAUGCUGGAUGAUAGCCAGGACCCCACGCCACUGCUUAAGGAGAUCCGAGACGACAAGGUGUCCACCAUCAUCAUCGACGCCAAUGCGUCCAUCUCCCACCUCAUCCUCCGUAAGGCCUCAGAGCUGGGAAUGACCUCGGCGUUUUACAAGUACAUCCUCACCACCAUGGACUUCCCUAUCCUGCAUCUAGACGGUAUCGUGGAGGACUCCUCCAACAUCCUGGGCUUCUCCAUGUUCAACACCUCCCACCCUUUCUACCCUGAGUUUGUGCGCAGCCUCAACAUGUCCUGGAGGGAGAACUGUGAAGCCAGCACCUACCCGGGCCCCGCGCUGUCGGCCGCCCUGAUGUUUGACGCCGUGCACGUAGUGGUGAGCGCCGUCCGGGAGCUGAACCGCAGCCAGGAGAUCGGCGUGAAGCCGCUGGCCUGCACGUCGGCCAACAUCUGGCCCCACGGGACCAGCCUCAUGAACUACCUGCGCAUGGUAGAGUAUGAUGGGCUGACCGGGCGGGUCGAGUUCAACAGCAAAGGGCAGAGGACCAACUACACCCUGCGCAUCCUAGAGAAGUCCCGGCAGGGCCACCGUGAGAUUGGGGUGUGGUACUCUAACCGGACCCUGGCCAUGAAUGCCACUACCCUGGACAUCAACCUGUCACAGACGCUGGCCAACAAGACCCUGGUGGUCACGACCAUCCUGGAGAACCCGUACGUCAUGCGCCGGCCCAACUUCCAGGCCCUGUCGGGGAACGAGCGCUUUGAGGGCUUCUGCGUGGACAUGCUGCGGGAGCUGGCCGAGCUGCUGCGCUUCCGCUACCGCCUGCGCUUGGUGGAGGACGGGCUGUACGGGGCACCUGAGCCCAACGGCUCCUGGACGGGCAUGGUUGGCGAGCUCAUCAACCGGAAGGCAGACCUGGCUGUGGCAGCGUUCACCAUCACAGCAGAGCGGGAGAAGGUCAUCGACUUUUCCAAACCCUUCAUGACCCUGGGGAUCAGCAUCCUCUACCGAGUGCACAUGGGCCGCAAGCCUGGCUACUUCUCCUUCCUGGACCCCUUCUCCCCUGCUGUGUGGCUCUUUAUGCUUCUCGCCUACCUGGCUGUCAGCUGCGUCCUAUUUCUGGCCGCCAGGCUGAGUCCCUACGAGUGGUAUAACCCGCACCCGUGCCUGCGGGCGCGCCCCCACAUCCUGGAGAAUCAGUACACACUGGGCAACAGCCUCUGGUUUCCCGUGGGGGGCUUCAUGCAGCAGGGCUCAGAGAUCAUGCCCCGGGCACUGUCCACGCGCUGCGUCAGCGGAGUCUGGUGGGCCUUCACCUUGAUCAUCAUCUCCUCCUACACGGCCAACCUGGCCGCCUUCCUCACCGUGCAGCGCAUGGAGGUGCCCGUGGAGUCGGCCGAUGACCUGGCGGAUCAGACCAACAUUGAGUACGGCACCAUCCACGCUGGCUCCACCAUGACCUUCUUCCAGAAUUCUCGGUACCAGACGUACCAGCGUAUGUGGAACUACAUGCAGUCGAAGCAGCCCAGUGUGUUUGUCAAGAGCACGGAAGAGGGCAUUGCCCGCGUCCUCAACUCCCGCUACGCCUUCCUGCUCGAGUCCACCAUGAACGAGUACCACCGGCGCCUCAACUGCAACCUCACGCAGAUCGGGGGCCUCCUCGACACCAAGGGCUACGGCAUCGGCAUGCCUCUGGGCUCCCCGUUCCGGGACGAGAUCACGCUGGCCAUCCUGCAGCUCCAGGAGAACAACCGGCUGGAGAUCCUGAAACGCAAGUGGUGGGAGGGCGGCCGGUGCCCCAAGGAGGAGGACCAUCGAGCUAAAGGUUUGGGCAUGGAGAACAUUGGUGGCAUUUUCGUCGUGCUCAUCUGUGGCCUCAUCAUUGCUGUCUUUGUGGCGGUCAUGGAGUUCAUAUGGUCCACGCGGCGGUCAGCGGAGUCCGAAGAGGUGUCGGUGUGCCAGGAGAUGCUGCAGGAGCUGCGCCACGCCGUGUCUUGCCGCAAGACGUCGCGUUCCCGCCGGCGCCGGCGCCCGGGCGGCCCGAGCCGAGCCCUGCUGUCGCUGCGCGCCGUCCGCGAGAUGCGCCUCAGCAACGGCAAGCUGUACUCGGCCGGCGCGGGCGGGGACGCGGGCGGCGCGCACGGGGGCCCGCAGCGCCUCCUGGACGACCCGGGGCCGCCCGGCGGGUCCCGGCCCCCCGCCCCGACCCCCUGCACCCACGUGCGCGUCUGCCAGGAGUGCCGGCGCAUCCAGGCGCUGCGGGCCUCGGGAGCCGGCGCGCCCCCGCGUGGCCUGGGCGCCCCCGCCGAGGCCACCAGCCCGCCCCGGCCGCGGCCCGUCCCCGCCGGCCCCCGCGAGCUGGCCGAGCACGAGUGA